ACCGGAAGCUAUGGGCUCUGGCAUAGACAAACCGACGCUCCGCUGAAGUAGCAUUUUAGCUAGAAAUUGCCUUAUGAAAGCGGCAGAUCGCUAGCUAACGUUUAAUCUCAGAGUUUUACAUCCAAAGCCAUUGAGUUUUUCAAAGCAAGAGUUUUUCCGGAAUCCAUUCUCAGAGGAACAUAAAUACGAAUUGAAAGCUGGUUUAUAUCGAGCGGCUUCUGUUCAAGCGGAUGUAGCAAAGGCGGAGUGCUCCGCUCAUUCAUUUGUGGGACGGGACGGCGAGCGUACACGAUGGCGACUGGUGCAGAUGUACGAGAUAUACUGGAACUGGGAGGCGGUGACAAUGACUCGGGACCCAUCAGUAAGAAGGACAUCAUUAAUUCUGAUAAAAAAAAGUCAAAGAAGUCAACAGAGACACUAACGUUCAAACGGCCUGAAGGGAUGCACAGAGAGGUUUAUGCUCUCCUUUAUUCAGAUAAAAAAGAUGCUCCUCCACUGUUGCCUAGCGACACCACGCAGGGCUAUCGGACAGUGAAGGCCACGGGCUGUAAGAGAGUACGUCCCUGGAAGUGGAUGCCUUUCACUAACCCCGCCAGGAGAGAUGGCGCCAUAUUUCACCACUGGAGACGCCUGACAGAGGAAGGCAAAGACUACCCAUUUGCCCGCUUUAAUAAGACCGUUCAGGUGCCCGUCUACUCAGAGCAGGAGUAUCUCAUGUACCUUCACGAUGACGGAUGGACCAAAGCAGAGACAGAUCACCUGUUCGACCUCUGCAAGAGCUUCGAUCUGCGUUUUAUCGUGAUCCACGACCGCUAUGACCACCAGCAGUUCAGGAAGCGGUCAGUUGAAGACCUGAAAGAGCGCUACUACAACAUCUGUGCCAAAUUGUCAAAGAUCCGCGCUGCCACUGGGUGCGAGCCCAAAAUCUACGUCUUUGACGCAGGACAUGAGAGGCGUAGAAAAGAGCAGCUGGAAAGAUUGUUCAAUCGCACCCCAGAACAGGUGGCAGAAGAGGAGUACUUGAUCCAGGAGCUCCGUAAGAUCGAGACACGGAAGAAGGAGAGAGAGAAGAAAGCUCAGGACCUGCAGAAGCUCAUAACAGCCGCAGAUACCACCACGGAGAUGCGGCGGGCAGAGCGGAAGGCCACGAAGAAGAAGCUUCCCCAGAAGAGGGAGACUGAGAAACCGGCUCUACCAGAGACGGCAGGCAUCAAGUUCCCUGACUUCAAAUCCGCUGGUGUCACGCUUCGUAGCCAGAGAAUGAAGCUCCCAAGCUCAGUGGGACAGAAGAAGAUUAAAGCCAUCGAGCAGAUCUUAACGGAGCAGGGAGUCGAUCUGAACCCCAUGCCCACUGAGGAGAUCGUGCAGAUGUUCAACGAGCUGCGCAGCGACCUGGUGCUGGUCUACGAGCUGAAGCAGGCGCACGCCAACUGCGAGUACGAGCAGCAGAUGCUGCGGCAUCGCUACGAGGCCUUGCUGAAGGCCGGUGGUGAGGGCAGCCACCUUGGCGAGGGGCCUGGUGCAGAGGGCUCCGCCGGCCCCGGGUGUGAGGACCUGAAGGUGGAGGCCAAGGAGCAGGUCAUCGACGUGGUAGGAGCGCCGCUCACGCCCAACUCUAGAAAACGAAGGGAGUCCGUCUCCAGUUCAUCUUCUCUGAAGAAAGCCAAGAAACUUUGAUCUGGAUAAAGAAUCAUUGCUUGGGUCAGGGGUGAAUACAUGGAAAGAACAUUGACUAGCUAAAUAUAGGAAACGCUGUUUAUCA
Brienomyrus brachyistius is the source of this 1762-nucleotide messenger RNA. It is a transcript of the gene dmap1, whose product is annotated as DNA methyltransferase 1 associated protein 1. Lineage: Eukaryota; Metazoa; Chordata; Actinopteri; Osteoglossiformes; Mormyridae. Gene Ontology annotation, biological process: DNA repair; chromatin remodeling; negative regulation of transcription by RNA polymerase II. Gene Ontology annotation, molecular function: transcription corepressor activity. Gene Ontology annotation, cellular component: nucleus; NuA4 histone acetyltransferase complex; Swr1 complex. The record is from RefSeq and is a predicted model, not a curated record.